Molecule: messenger RNA, 1960 nt
Organism: Neurospora crassa OR74A
Lineage: Eukaryota; Fungi; Ascomycota; Sordariomycetes; Sordariales; Sordariaceae
Gene: stk-36
Product: serine/threonine protein kinase-36
Exons: 1
Coding region: 23-1960 (645 amino acids)
Biological process (GO): regulation of mRNA processing; protein phosphorylation; spliceosomal complex assembly
Molecular function (GO): protein kinase activity; ATP binding
Source: RefSeq, a predicted model, not a curated record
CCACAAGCACGCCGACACGACAAUGUCUACCACGGCCAGCACUCUCCCCCCCGCGCAGAAGAAGCCCAUCAACAACAUGGAAUCCCUAGAUGACGCCAACAACUCCCCUUUCUCCAAGCCUGCCAGUAAGCCGUCGACGGCCUCAAGCAUUGCAGUCUCCGAUGCGCCACAGGGAUACGAGCUUGAGCCAUGGCCCACGUCCGCUGUCGAAGACCCCAACCAAUACCGCCGCGGCGGCCAUCACCCGAUCCUUCUCGGCGACCACCUCGGUCCUUCCACGAACCCCUCCCGCUUCCGCGUCUUUCACAAGCUCGGCUACGGCGGCUUCGGUACUGUCUGGCUGUGUCAGGAUAUGGACGAGAUGCGCAACAACAAGAGGUGGAAGUGGCGCGUCGUCAAAGUUAUGUCGGCAAAGGCUUCGAACUUGAAGGGAGGCAACGCAGAUCUGAAGGUCAUGGAGAUGUUCGAGGGCGUUGAUAGGGAGUUGCUGAAGAUGAAAGGAGUGUCGAUCCCGAUGGAGAGUUUCUGGGUCGAGGGACCUAAUGGAAGACAUUUGUGCCUUAUGAUGGAAUGGCUGGGCCCGGAGACGACGGGGCUGGCCAGGUGCAUUGGACAAUGCGACGGGAUGAUGAAGGACAUCUGCUUCCAGUUGUUGGAGGCGAUGGAGUUCAUUCAUUCCAAGGGCCUCUGCCAUGGGGAUUUCCGGCCGCAGAACAUCCUGCUGAGGUUGAAAGAUGGUGUUGAUGAGUGGUCGGAGGAGCAACUGUUGGCGGUUCUCGGCGAGCCUGAGCGUGCUGCGGUGGUCGUGUGGGACGACGCACAGGAGCCGCAGCCUGUCACAGGCAACCCGAGCGUGCCUGAGUACCUGGUAGGCUGCGGCGACAUUGCAUACGGCUCUGGCUUGGUGUCGACAAAGAUCGCCGUUGUCGACUACGGCGUCGCGUAUCCUUUUUCCGACCAUCCAGUCAGGUGCACCUCCGGAGUCGCGGGCCCGUAUGCAUCCCCCGAAGAUCUCACCCUCCAACAGGAGCUGAUCGGAGUCAAGGCGGACAUCUGGUCGCUGGCCACCGCCAUGUUCGAGAUUCGCUUCGGCUUUCCGCCCUUCGGCACCAACAACCACGCCCCUAGCUCCAUUCCCAGCAUGGAGGAGUCCAUGGGCCCUGUGCCUCCUCCUUUCCGAGCUACAGUUCGAGAGUGGUACAAGCUUCCCGCCGAAACAGAAGAGGAGCUACAGGACAAGAGCAACUCAGAGCUGUCGUAUGUUACUACCAAACCCGAGGAGCUGGAAAAGAACCGCAAGUAUCACUUGGAGGAGCGAGGCGCCAAAGACCCCAUGAUCUUCCGCAUCUUGUAUCCCCGCAGCACGAACAUUAGCCCCGCGCAGGCAGAGGACAUCGCCAAUCAGGCCAAGAGCAACCCGGCGCAACUGCCAUUGUGGACGCCAAUCCCACGAAACCCCGACAGACUCGCCUACUACACCCGAAAGGAUUAUCUCAAGCUCGUUCCUCCCAAGGAAGAGGUCGAAGUGUUCUGGGAUCUCGUCAUGUCCGUCUUCAAGUGGCAACCAGAGGACAGAGCGACGAUUGAGCAGAUCAUGGAGCACCCCUGGUUCGAGGGCCGCAAGAAGCGCAGAGAUGCUGUCGCCAGACCCAACCUCACCACGUCCGAAUCCGGCAUUGUCUGUUCCAUUUCUACCAAGUUGGGACAAGCCAAGGCGAACAUCAGCAACUGGUUCAACAUUCUUUUCUGGGACAAACAAAAGAACAAAACAAAGGGUUCGAACACUCUCUCGCGCUAUCUCUGGAAACCCACUUGCAAGACCUUCGGCAAGAUCUCUGGGGUUCCCAUUGCCAUCUUUUGGCUUCUCAUGAUUAUUCCGGCGGCGUGGCUCAUCAAGAGAAGGAUCGAUCGGGGUCGCAAUGUCUUCUCUCCCAGCAGCGUCAGAGGCCUUCGGCAUUGA